This is a messenger RNA of Fusarium sp. VM40, 1197 nucleotides long. The record is from the annotation of a GenBank genome assembly. NCBI's taxonomy places the organism in Eukaryota, Fungi, Ascomycota, Sordariomycetes, Hypocreales, Nectriaceae.
AUGGCCACUCAUCCCCAGGCGGCUCCGCCAUUUUACCCAUUGACGGACAAUAACCAUGCUGCCCUCGUGGUGAUAACCGCGAUCAUAUUCUUCAUAUACGCUAUCUUCGGUAUUAUCGGCAAGAUGAUCAUUCGUUUGAACAUCACGUCUAUGAAGGAUUUCGAUAUUCUUCUACUAGCGGCAGCUCUUCUGUAUUUUGUUCAGACAACUUGCGUUAUUGCCGCGUGCAGCAACGGUCUUGGCGAACACCGCGAUGCCAUUUCAGAUGACGACUUUGUCCGUUUCAGCAAGUUGAUGUAUGCAUCACGAAUAUCCGGCAUACUAGUUCAUGCGACGACAAAGGUCUCUCUCGGUCUCCUCAUCAGACAAAUCGAUAGGCAAGGUGGACUAAAUCUUGCCAAUAUGGUACUCGGUGGAGUUGUUAUUGCAUGGGCCGUUUCAGGAGUACUCACCACGGCUUUCCAGUGCUCUCUACCUCAACCUUGGCUCGCAGAAAACAGACAGCAAUGCCCGAACCAAGGUCCAAUCUUUGUCUACAAUGGCAUUAUGAUCAUUAUAACCGAUCUCGCUCUCUGCAUUCUACCAGUCGCUAUGAUGUGGGAGGUUCAGACGUCAAUCCGAAGAAAGAUUAUUGUCAUGGCGCUUUUCGGCACACGACUCAUCGUUCCGAUUAUUACGAUCCCCGAAAUUACACAUGCCCGCUACAUGUUUGGAGACUCGGACGACGCGACCUGGCAGGCUGUAUCGACCAUGAUCUGGGGACAGAUCGCCCUUGGUUUAUCAGUGCUUACAGUCUGUAUCCCUAGUCUGAAGGGUGUCAUCGACAGUCUCCUAGGCUCAACCGCCGUUGCGGCGCUCAAUGCUCCCUACGACCUCAAAGACAGCGGCGACGGGACAGGUCUCGAAAUGACAACCAUAUCAGACUCGAGAACCAGGCAGACCUCGAAGCAGGAUAGUGGUAUGGGCAGUGCGUUACGGAAAGGGUCCAGAGCAAGACACAGCGAACAGCCAACGUGGCGCAGGGACUUGACGACCGAGGUACGGACAGAGAUUGCCAGUGGAAGCGAGAGUGUACGGAAUUUGACAGAAGGUGUCAUGGUGAGCACAGAUUUCGAGGUGUCGUACGAUGAGAGGCAUGCCUCACGGGCUGAUUCUAUGGGCUCUACCGAAGCAGCAUAUCGUAUGCAGAGCAGUUAG